This is a messenger RNA of Glarea lozoyensis ATCC 20868, 630 nucleotides long. Its product is annotated as DHH phosphoesterase. Gene Ontology annotation, cellular component: cytoplasm. Bases 1 to 630 code for a protein of 209 amino acids. Gene Ontology annotation, molecular function: exopolyphosphatase activity. The record is from RefSeq and is a predicted model, not a curated record. Lineage: Eukaryota; Fungi; Ascomycota; Leotiomycetes; Helotiales; Helotiaceae. The transcript is spliced from 3 exons.
AUGCCACGACCCCGCACAUCCCUGAAAUCCUUCCUCCACUCCGCCAAAUCCAUCCUCACAGCACCAUCUUCUACCUCUCGUCCCCCAGUUACCUUUGUGAUCGGAAACGAAUCAGCAGACGUCGAUUCAAUCUGCUCCUCCAUCCUCCUCGCAUACCUAAAAACCUACUCGCCGCACCCCCAUCGCAACUACCCAGAUACAUUCUACAUUCCGCUCUCCAACAUCCCGCGCGCAGACCUACGUUUACGACCUGAACUCCUCCCAGUUCUCAAACACGCGCAUUUAGACACUGACGACGUACUCACGCUCUCUGACCUUCCGUUUCCAAUUGAAAAAGACGAUGGAUCUGAGUUGGCGAGGGAUAGCAAAUGGUUCCUAGUCGACCACAACGUCCUCACCGGCUCCCUAGGCACCAGAUUCGGCAACAAGGUGGUCGGAAUAAUCGAUCAUCACUUCAACGAAUAUGAGCAUCCUCUCACUCACGACCCCGUCCACGGGGAAGGCCGCGCCAUCGAAGGCGUCGGAUCAUGUGCAUCCCUCAUCAUCCAACACGCCCGCAAGGCAAACAUGUUUCCUGCGCGCAACCAAGCAUGGGAUGAAGAGCUCGCGUACUGUGCAGAUGGAUUUUGA